UUAAUUUGUGUCCUUUCUUACUCGAGCAACACUUGCGCCUUCCCUCAGGCGAUUCCCGUCCGUUCAACUCCUCUGCGUUCCCCGCCGUCCGAUUCUUGCCGAAGCGAGUCUUCCGUUCCUCCGCCCCGCAUUUCGCGGCGGCGCGGCUGCAAGCGAUGUUCUCCCCGUCGGGGCUCCCUAGUCGAAGCGCCAUUUUGCUCCGCACUCCAUCCCCGUUACACGCUGCCUCGCAGCUCGUGCUUUCGUCCCGUUUGCCCGCCGCACAGGCCAGGCCAAAUCUCUCAUUUACCAGGAGAACCAAUAACCGGGGUAAUUCCUCGGUUACCCGCAGAAUCACAGCCAUGGCUUCUGCUGCUCCCACGACAAUCACUUCUGGAGGGAAUCUCGAGGGUAAUUUACCCUUGUUGAAAGGGCCCGUUCAAAUAAGCGGGCUGAAGGAGCUUGUCGAGACAGGCAAGUACGAGGCGUGGAUUCUGGACCAGUUUGGCGUGCUGCACGAUGGCAAGAAGGCGUAUCCCGAAGCCAUUGAAGCGUUGCGCCAGCUGGCAGCAUCAGGUGCCAAGGUGGUGCUUCUCAGCAACUCCUCUCGCAGAGUGGACGUGGCUUCUAAGAAGCUUCCCUCGCUGGGCUUCGACCCGUCGCUCUUCUGUGGAAUUGUGACAAGCGGGGAGAUCACGCACCGGCAUUUGAUAGAUCGCUCCCUGGGCCCCUUUUUCGAGACUCUCGGGUCAAAGUGCCUCCACUUCACGUGGGCUGCUAGGGGCGCUGUCUCCCUGGAGGGUUUGGGUCUGCAAGUUGUGGAGGCACCAGAGGAAGCCGAUUUUAUUCUCGCGCACGGCACAGAGGCAGUGGGGCUCGCACAGGGACCGAACACCACUGGGGGAACAAGCACCUCACAGGUGCACACAGAAGAGGACAAACCUGCCCGCCCGGCCUCGCUGGAUGAGCUGGCGGAGCUGAUGAGACUGGCGGCAGAGGAGGGGCGGCGGAGGGGCAGGAUGAUCCCGAUGGUGGUGGCCAACCCUGAUAUAGUCACGGUGGAAGAGAGGGCUUUAAGGGUCAUGCCUGGGACACUGGCACGGCAGUAUGAGGAGAUGGGGGGAGUGGUCAAGUGCAUGGGCAAGCCAGACCCGAUUUCUUUCCGGGCAGCCCAGCAGCUGACCGGGAUCCCUCCUGACAGCACGAUUAUGGUCGGCGACUCGCUCCACCACGACAUUCUAGGGGCGGCAUCUUUUGGCAUUGACUGCGUGUUUGUGGCGGGGGGGAUACAUGCAGAGCAACUGGGGGUGGCACCUGCAACUGGGGGAGGGGAAGGCGAAGGGGAAGGGGAAGGGGAAGGGGGAGGGAGAGGAGGAAAGGUGGCGGGGAGACACGGAGAUGUGGUAGAGGGAGAGGUGGAUAUGGGGAAGCUGAGAGAAUUGUUGGAAGAGAUAGGUGCAAACCCUUCAUAUGUCCUGCCUUAUUUCAAGUGGUAGCUCAAUAGUGCUCUUCUAUGUUUGCUGCUAUCUUUUGUGAUAUAAUUGAUACUUCGCAUUUCUGUAAGUCGAUCAGGUGUAGUUAGUGUCGAAUCCUACUGUAGAACAUAAGUCCAUAGGAUGACGUCAGCAAAUAGCGCUCGUCAUGGGGACAGUCGUUUCAGUCACGCGAACAGUCGCACCUCUUCGUUAACAUCUAGGGCGCAUAGCGCGAUAGUGAUGAACAGGUACAUUAGCGAAUAGGUACUUUUCCUAUAACUAUAAAUUAUUGUUAGGCCUUUCCAUUA
Messenger RNA from Closterium sp. NIES-67, 1762 nucleotides. Lineage: Eukaryota; Viridiplantae; Streptophyta; Zygnematophyceae; Desmidiales; Closteriaceae. The record is from the annotation of a GenBank genome assembly.